CUAUCCUUAAACCCUUCUUUUAAUUCUACUUCUCCUCUCUCUUCUUUUUAGGGCUUUUUUAAAUUGGUUGUCGAUUUUGUCUGUAAUUACUAUUCCUUAUCCGUCGUCUCUCUGUAACUCAACUUUUCUCGCCGACGAACCAACAGCAUUUUUGAAUAAACCUACGUGACUGAUAAAGAUGCUUGCAAAUGGAUACGUGCCAGGGCAGGUCUUUGGCCAGACACCAAGCUAUCCUUUCUCAAAAUUUGUCAAUCAAUCUCAGUUGGGAGCAAAUGCUCUAAAUCAGUACCCAACAAAUGACCUGAAUAGCCUGAGUGACUGGCGCAAAGAUCCCAGAAUCAGUUUCUUUCGUGAUUUAGUUAGAGAGAAAAUUGCUGAAAGUUGUAAAUUGGAAUUGCAAGAGCAAGGAUCUAAUAUUGUAAAUGUCUUAGAAAACAAACUAUUUAUGGAAGCUGUUUCAGAGGAGGAGUAUAUGAAUCUGGAUGUACUGAGAGAGCGGUUGCAAAAUUUUUAUCAAAAGGACAUGGUUGACCUAAACUGUAGUCAACAAGUGUCCAGCUACAGUGGUCCCACCUGUGAAGUGUUGCCAGCCCUGGGUUUGACUCAUAGUUGCAAUUCAGAUGCAGCAUACCCUCCUUUUAAUCACUUCAACAAUGAUAUUACUGACUAUAACCCAAUGAUGGCUGGAAACAAUGAUCAAUUUAGCUUCCUAAAAGGAUUUCUUGAUAGUGGAAACAAGCUAGGACUUGCAAGUUUGUACUGUGAUUCACACAUGAGGAAGAUUUCUAAUGAGUUGCUUCCUUCACAUGAUAGAAGUUCUGUCAUUACAUCAUUUUCGGAUAGGGGUUCCACCAUUACAAGAAAUUCCAACAGUGAUAAAGUUUCAGAAAUUGGAGCUUAUGAAGGUGGACCAUUCUUUUCCAAGGGUGUUGCAGAUGACCUGAGCCUUCCUGCAAUGGCAUUUUCAUCUACACUCAGAGAAAGCUCAGAGUUCCCCAAUUCAAUUUUGCAGAUGUCAGAACUUGUUCCCCAAUUGAUUUCUGAAGACACUAUUUUUCCUAGCAUGGAUUUUUCCAUAAUGAAUUCAACUCUUGGUGAUGUAGUGCAACCUAAAUCACAUAUUCAAGAGCAGAAGCAGCAGAGGCCUUAUUCAUCAUAUGAGCAAUUCAGUAACCCAUUGGAGAUGGCUGGAGAAAUAGUUCCUAUUCAUUCUCAUUUCCCCUCAGAACAGAUACAUGGAGUUCAUAUUGCUUUAGAAAGUUCUUCACUUCUUUCCAGUUCAAACGGAAUUGCUGGACCAGCAAAUCCUAGCAACCAUUUGCAUUUUUCUGUUGAACACAAGAGUUUACAUGCUUAUAGUAGCUGCAAGAGUCCUGCAAUUCCAGCAGAUCAAUUUAAUACCAGUAAACGUCACCAAAGUUUUCAAAAUAUGUACAAUGGUCUUAUGAUGGAUUCAAGCACUACUGGAACCGGUGGGUCUGGCUCUUGUGCUUCAGAAAACAUGCUGCCACCUACAAAACGUUUCAAGCCCAGCUCUGACAGUUCAGAAAACUUGCUGACUCCUUCAAAGGAUCUGAAGAUUGAAAAGUCCAGUUGUCUGUUGUCAUAUGAAAACAGAAUUGCUUCUAUAUUGGCUCCAUUGAUGGUACAACCCCCUUUUCCUAAAGGACUUCCACCCUUGCUGCAAUUGCCAGAAUCUCCUGUAUCUAUUAAUUCUGAGGUUUUGGAUGGAAACAUUGAAUUUUCAAAGCCCAUGCAAAAUCCUUCAAGUGUAGAUCAGGUUAGGAACAGUGCUGGGUAUAAUCUUUUGAGAAUGAAUGCUGAAAACUUGCAUACUCCUUCUGAAGAACAAAUUGUUGAUGGUCCUAGGACACAGGAGAUAGACUGUAGUAGUUUUGGUGAGAUUGCAGAUGCUGUAAAAGAUAAGCCUAAUGAGGUAUAUUUUAAUAAAUCACCUGCACUUUCUGAAGAGCUGGGUGCCACUUCUAGAGAGGAGGUGAUACAAGUCAUGUCUAAUUUUGACCAUGCCAAGCCUGAUUUAGAAACAAAAAAGGAAGAAGAAAUGGAGCCAGAGAAUCUAAAAACACGAGGUGUGUCUUUGAUUGAAUUUUUCUCAGCUGAUGAAAUAAAGGACCAUAUUUCAAGUCUUCAGCAGUGGAUUGGUCAGAGAAUGUCAAAGGGAGGAAAGGAAAAGCAAGUAAUGCACUGUGCCAAUGAGAAUACAUGCCAGUUGUGUGCAGCAGAUAAGCUGUUACUAGCCCCAGUUCCAAUAUAUUGCUCUUGUUGUGGUUCUCGAAUCAAGUGCAAUGUGAAUUAUUACAGUACCUCAGAGGAAAAUGGUAUGCGGCAUUGUUUUUGUACCUCAUGUUAUAGGGAUUCUCGAGGUGGGAGUAUCACUUUCUUUGGAAUUAGUAUUCUGAAGGCAAAGCUGGUUAAGAAGAAGAAUGAUGAUGAAAUUGAAGAAUCAUGGGUCCAGUGUGACAAAUGUAAACAUUGGCAACACCAGAUAUGUGCUCUCUUUAAUGACAUAAGAGAUAUGGAAGGGAAAUCUGAGUACGUGUGUCCCAAAUGCUGCUUAGAAGAGAUUGAACAGGGGGAACAUUUGCCUUUACCAAGGGCUGCUGUUUUUAGUGCAAAAGAUUUGCCUACUACAUUGCUUAGUGACUACAUAGAGCAAAGACUCUUUAGGCGUCUUCAGCAGGAGAAAGAAGAGAGCGCAAAGGCUCUUGGAAGGAGCCUUGAUGAGGUUCCUGGAGCAGAUGAUCUUGUUGUAAGAGUGGUGUUGUCUGUUGACAAACAGUUGAAAGUGAAGCAGCAGUUUCUAGAAAUUUUUCAUGAUGGGAAUUACCCUGAUGAAUUUCCAUACAGAUCAAAGGUGAUUCUUUUGUUUCAGAAGAUUGAAGGAGUAGAUGUAUGCCUUUUUGGCAUGUACGUACAAGAGUUUGGUUCAGAGUGCAGUCAGCCAAAUCACCGUUGUGUUUAUAUCUCAUAUCUUGAUUCUGUUAAAUACUUUAGGCCUGAUACAAAGACUGCAGCUGGAGAAGCUCUUCGUACAGUUGUUUACCAUGAAAUAUUGAUAGGAUAUCUUGAAUACUGUAAGAAACGAGGUUUUAUCGCUUGCUAUUUAUGGGCCUGCCCUCCUUUAAAGGAAGAAGAUUAUAUCUUAUAUUGCCAUCCAGAAAUUCAGAAGACUCCAAAGUCUGACAAGUUGCGGCAAUGGUAUCAUUCAAUGCUAAGAAAAGCAGCCAAAGAAAAUAUUGUGGUUGAUUUCACUAAUUUAUAUGAUCACUUCUUUGUUCCUACUGGGCAUUUUUAUUGCAAAGUAACGGCAGCUCGUUUGCCAUAUUUUGAUGGUGAUUAUUGGUCUGGUGCUGCUGAGAAUGUCAUCAAGAAUAUUGAGCAACAAAAUGGAGAACAUUCAGGGAGGAAGGUGAAGAAAGUAAUGACAAAGAGAACUUUAAAAGCCUUGGGGCAUACAAAUCCUUCUGGUGGUGUUACUAAAGAUAUUAUACUGAUGCAAAAACUAGGACAAACCAUCUUUCCUUUUAAGGAGGACUUCAUUAUUGUCCAUUUGCGAUUUGUUUGCUCAUACUGCCAUGAAGUGAUAUUUUAUGGAUGGCGUUGGUGUUGCAAUCAGUGCAAAAAUUUUCAGCUUUGUGAAAGAUGCCAUGAUAUGGAGCAAGGCCUUAAUGGUGGGGAAACACACGCUAUAGGUAGCAAAGAAAAGCAUUUACUUUCUAAGGUUAUGGUUGAUGAUAUUCCAUCUGAUACCAAGGAUGAAGAUGCUAUUUUGGAUAAUUGGUUAUUUGAAAAUAGGCAUACCUUCUUGGGUUUCUGUCACAAGAAUCAUUAUCAGUUUGACACACUUCGCCGAGCCAAGCAUUCCUCAAUGAUGAUCCUACAUCAUCUUCAUAAUCCAACAAUUCCCACUACUGGGGAAACCUGCAGCAUUUGCCAGCAGGAUACUGAUACCACAGAUAGUAAUGUUUGUGCCACCUGCUAUAAUGAGAAAUUUGGUUCUUUGCAUAUUCGCAGGUCAACUUAUCACUAUUAUGCAGCUAAUUGUGAAAAUGAGAGUAUAUCUGCACAGCGGAAAAUGCACAAGCUAAAGGAACUGCUAGAUGUUCUACAACAUGCCUCUCAAUGUGAAGCAACCAAUUGUGACCCCUGCUCUUACCCUAACUGCCUUCAAAUCAAAAGGUUAUUCUGUCAUGCAUCUAAGUGCCCCAUUCGGAUCUCCAGAGGUUGUGUGCCUUGUAAAAAGGUGUGGUUCAUACUGAAGCUGCAUGCAGGAAAUUGUGGACAGACAGAUUGCUGCAUACCACGCUGCAGGGAUUUGAAGGCCCGAAGCUAAGUACUUGCACUGCAAUCUGAAACCUCAUGGAAAGCGACAUUUGCAGAAUAUUGGGACAGGAAGCACCAGUGGAUGGGUGAGAAGAAUAGCCAAUAAAACUAACCAAGUGUAUAGUUUGUCAAGGAAGAGAACCAGUUGUACAGUUAGCUGAGUUUUGAAGUAACGGAAGGCAAAGCCAAUUUUGAUACCCAACUUCACAAAAGUAAUUAGGCCUUUAUUAUUAUUAUUUUUUUUUUCUCCCUUUUUCUGGUAUGGUCAUCCAAUGGUGAUAAGAUAGGUAGAGGCAGUUUGACAUAGUGUUGGUCUAGAUCAAUAUCAUUCAUAGCUUCCUGUUGGAUGUGUAUAGCUGGCAAGGUAGCAUUUGCUUUGAUUAUCUAAUCCUUUAUUGACUAUGGGGGAGUUGAUAUAAGCUUCUCGUGUUUUAGUCCUUAAAAAAGUCGGAUUAUUUAUCUUAA
Hevea brasiliensis (rubber tree) is the source of this 4809-nucleotide messenger RNA. Its product is annotated as histone acetyltransferase HAC12. NCBI's taxonomy places the organism in Eukaryota, Viridiplantae, Streptophyta, Magnoliopsida, Malpighiales, Euphorbiaceae. Gene Ontology annotation, biological process: positive regulation of transcription by RNA polymerase II. The record is from RefSeq and is a predicted model, not a curated record. Gene Ontology annotation, molecular function: chromatin DNA binding; histone acetyltransferase activity; zinc ion binding. The transcript has 18 exons. Bases 179 to 4354 code for a protein of 1391 amino acids. Gene Ontology annotation, cellular component: transcription regulator complex; histone acetyltransferase complex.